This is a messenger RNA of Sebastes umbrosus (honeycomb rockfish), 2799 nucleotides long. RefSeq names its product GATA binding protein 2a (gene gata2a). The record is from RefSeq and is a predicted model, not a curated record. The transcript is spliced from 6 exons. Gene Ontology annotation, molecular function: DNA-binding transcription factor activity, RNA polymerase II-specific; zinc ion binding; RNA polymerase II cis-regulatory region sequence-specific DNA binding. NCBI's taxonomy places the organism in Eukaryota, Metazoa, Chordata, Actinopteri, Perciformes, Sebastidae. The coding region runs from base 480 to 1886 and encodes 468 amino acids. Gene Ontology annotation, biological process: positive regulation of angiogenesis; negative regulation of transcription by RNA polymerase II; positive regulation of transcription by RNA polymerase II. Gene Ontology annotation, cellular component: nucleus.
GAGAGGAGACAAGAGAGGAGAGAGACACUGAGCAGAUCUCUGCCGAGGAUGAGACAGCGAGCACCGGUUCUUCCACGUUAUCUUGAUAGUAUAUUAUAAAAAAGCAGAUUCUCACCUGGACACCUUUCAACCAUCGCUCCUUUAUUUUACGCACUGUUAUUUUUUGGAGAGACGCUCCGAGGCUGUGCAGAGAAUCAGACUUUCUCUGGUUGGACUCACAAAGCGCAGCCACUCUGCUCACACUGCAGCUGGUAUAGAACCGAGGAGAGAGGAGAUAUCCAAGGAUUCUAGAAGAGAAUCAAAGAGAUUCUAGAAGAGAACCCAAGGAUUCUAGAAGAGAAAUAAACACAAAGCGCUCAGGAACUAUAUAUUGUGAGGAGGAUUUAACUUCCACUUGGAGGUAAAAACAUAAUAUAGCCUUAAAAAAGUAGCCUCAACACACACAAGAGAGCCGCCUGCAGAGGAGAGCAGCUGCAGCCAUGGAGGUCGCAGCGGCGGAUCAGUCUCGGUGGAUGGCGCACCAUCACGCGGUGCUGAACGGCCAGCACCCGGACUCUCACUCUCACCACCACAGUCACAGUCUGAGCCACAACUACAUGGAGCCGAUGGCGCCUUUACUGCCGCAGGACGAGGUGGACAUGUUUCUGAACCACUUGGACUCUCAAGGGAACCCCUACUACACCAACUCCAGGGCGAGGGUCACAUACAGCCAAGCACACGCUCGCCUCACUGGGAACCAGGUUUGCCGACCACACCUCAUCCACAGCCCCGGUAUCCCCUGGCUGGACCCGGGUAAAGCAGCCCUCUCUGCCGCAGCCCACCACCACAACGCAUGGGCGGUCAGCCACUUCAGCAAGCCCGGCCUGCACCCCUCCAGCUCCGGAUACCCCUGCAGCAGCAGCACCACUGGCACAGCUCCGGUCUCGUCUCUCAGCAACGUCGUGUCUCACUCCAGCUCGCACCUCUACAGCUUCCCACCGACUCCUCCUAAAGACGUGUCUCCAGACCCAGGCCCAACAUCUCCAGCCUCCAGCUCCGCCAGGAUGGACGAGAAGGAGUCCAUCAAGUACCAGAUGCAGCUGGCGGAUGGUAUGAAGAUGGAGAGCUGCAGUCCUCUCCGCAGUGGCCUGAUGAACAACCAGGGUCCGGCCACCCAUCACCCGAUCCCGACCUACCCGGCCUAUCCUCUGCAUGCACCACACGAGUACAGCGGCAGUCUCUUCCAUCCAGGCAUGCUCGGAGGGUCUUCAUCCAGCUUUACGCCCAAAUGCAAGAGCAAGGCCAGGUCGAGCUCAGAAUUCUAUUCAGAGGGCCGUGAAUGUGUAAACUGUGGUGCCACCUCAACCCCUCUGUGGCGAAGGGAUGGUACCGGCCACUACCUGUGCAACGCCUGCGGACUGUACCACAAGAUGAACGGCCAGAACCGACCACUCAUCAAGCCCAAACGUAGACUGUCCGCUGCUCGACGUGCAGGAACCUGCUGCGCAAACUGCCAGACCACCAUCACCACCCUGUGGAGGCGCAACGGGAACGGAGACCCGGUGUGUAACGCCUGCGGCCUUUACUAUAAACUGCACAAUGUCAACAGACCCCUGACCAUGAAGAAAGAAGGCAUCCAGACACGCAACCGCAAGAUGUCCAGCAAGUCCAAGAGGUGCAAGCGGGCGGGGGACGGCUUCGACGAGCUGUCCAAGUGCAUGCAGGACAAGUCGUCUCCGUUCGGCCCCGGGCCCGGCCUCGCCAGCCACAUGACCCACAUGGGUCACCUGCCGCCUUUCAGCCACUCGGGACACAUGCUGCCCACUCCCACGCCCAUUCAUCCUUCAUUCGGUCACCCGCACCACUCCAAUCGCUCGCCGGUCUGGGCUGAGCCUCUGAGUCACUGAGGCCGCCCUCCCUCCCCCCCAUCCGGACCCAGAACUCCUCCGCCUGUAGGAGCCACCACAUCGCCAUUAACACUAAAAUGGCCUCCACAUCACGACUUGUUGUGUCAUGUACAGUGGUUGGAGGGGAGAGACCUUCAGUUCAGGACUUAAUGACUGAAGGUCGCGUCAUGCCUGAGCUCACUGGUGGGACUCUUAGCGGACUCUGUGAAGCGCUAAUAUGAUGAGGGGUUUCUGAGUCCCUUGGUGACUGAGGCUCGCAGGAAUGGAGUGAAUGGAGACGCUUGUCAUUCUUUUUUGCUUAUUUUUACUGAGUCACUUUGGUACCCACCUCUCCGUGACCCUGUAACAGGAGACUCUCGAGAGGUCUUAAAAAGAACCGCUGUUUUUUCACCUCACGACCAUCUCAUUAUAUACUGAGAUACGUGCACCCCGUCCAUCCCCACGCCGUCGUCCAUAACCGCUGUGGACAGACGGACUCUUCGGCGCUGGAGGUCUUAAAGACUGUUCACCUCUGUUACCAACCAGACUACAGUACCCACAAACCAGUGCUCUCCUCACAUGCUGGAUUGUACACCACCACCACCACCACCACAAUGCUCACCACCUGUUUUUAAUAAUGGACUUUUAUGGAAAAAAAAAUACACAGUAAAUAGAGUGUUUAUAAAUGCUUAAUUGCUAUUAUUGUUGUUAUAUUUGAUGUUAUAAUUAUUGCUACGAUAAUUUAUUUUCCCUCUUUAAGCUUUCGUCAAAGACACAUGGAAACUUAUGAUUUGAAUUUCAUGGUUAUUACGUAAAAGAAAAACACUGACCUAUCUUAGAUGAAAAGUCCCUGAGCUGUACGUUUUUAUAAUUUUUUUUCCCAUCUCACAAAAGUAAAGGAAAUAAAGGAAAAUAAAGUUUAAUACUAAAGUGA